Messenger RNA from Fundulus heteroclitus (mummichog), 4180 nucleotides. It is a transcript of the gene slc1a9, whose product is annotated as solute carrier family 1 member 9. The transcript is spliced from 12 exons. NCBI's taxonomy places the organism in Eukaryota, Metazoa, Chordata, Actinopteri, Cyprinodontiformes, Fundulidae. The record is from RefSeq and is a predicted model, not a curated record. Gene Ontology annotation, cellular component: plasma membrane. The coding region runs from base 160 to 2211 and encodes 683 amino acids. Gene Ontology annotation, biological process: L-glutamate transmembrane transport. Gene Ontology annotation, molecular function: neutral L-amino acid transmembrane transporter activity; glutamate:sodium symporter activity; L-glutamate transmembrane transporter activity.
CUUUUCCAGAGAUUAAUUUCCCAGUUGGAUAAAUUUGGACAAUCAGAAACAUCAAAUUAAACAUCACACCCAUAUAAAGUUCUGUGAUGCUCUCCUCUCAGGGUUGCUCCCAAUGCCUGGCUCUUGUUGGAUGGGAGAGAGCGACACGCCACAGGCAGGAUGACAAACCAGCCGACAGCCAACCAGUCCAACACUAAAAAGGAGAAAGAGGAAACCGCUCGAGAUGACAAUACGGAGCUGGCAUAUAAAGAUGCCGGCCACUGCAGCCGUAAUACCCACAACCUGCUCCUGGGACUCACUGUUCUAGGUGUUGUCAUGGGAGUGCUGUUCGGGAUGCUGCUGCGCUACAUGAUGGUUAAAGACACAUCCGCCCUCACCAUGGUUUCCUUUCCUGGAGAAAUCCUCAUGAGGAUGCUGAAGAUGCUCAUCCUGCCUCUAAUUAUCUCCAGCCUUAUCACAGGUCUCGCUGGUCUGGAUGCGCGCUCCAGUGGAAGGAUGGGAAGCAGAGCCAUGGUGUACUACAUGUCCACCACUGUAAUCGCCGCCAUCCUGGGGGUGAUCCUGGUUCUGACGAUCCACCCGGGGAACCCCAAACUGAGGGGCAGUACUCUAUCCACAGCCACCAAAAACCAGGAGGUCAGCAGCCUGGACGCCUUCCUUGACCUGAUCAGAAACCUCUUUCCUGAGAACCUGGUGCAGGCCUGCUUCCAACAGGUGCAGACGGUGUUGAAACAGGUGGCGGUGGCAGCACCAAACCAAACUGAGCCCUUGGUAGUGAACAGGAAAAAACUGGAAUAUAAAUGGGGCAUGAAUGUUCUCGGCUUGAUUGGUUUCUUCAUCACCUUCGGGAUCUGUAUGGGCAGGAUGGGCGAGCGUGGGAGGAUCAUGUGCGACUUCUUCAACAUCCUCAAUGAAAUCAUCAUGACGAUGGUUUCCAUGAUCAUGUGGUACUCUCCUGUGGGCAUCGCCUCGCUGAUUGCGGGUAAAAUCGCGGCCAUCGGGGACCUGGAGAUUGUUGCCAGGCAACUGGGCAUGUACAUGGUGACGGUGAUCGUCGGCCUCAUGAUCCACGGCGGCUUGAUCCUGCCCGCCAUCUUCUUUGCCAUCACCAGAAAAAGCCCGUUUACCUUCUACUCGGGCAUUUUCCAGGCCUGGAUCACAGCGUUGGGAACAGCCAGCAGUGCAGGGACGCUGCCGGUCACCUUCCGCUGUCUGGAAGAGAACCUGAAGAUUGAUAAACGUGUGACUCGCUUCGUGCUGCCCAUAGGCGCCACCAUCAACAUGGACGGCACGGCCCUGUACGAGGCUGUGGCGGCCAUCUUUAUUGCCCAGAUGAACGACAUCUCCCUGGAUGGUGGACAGAUUGUUACUGUCAGCAUGACGGCCACCCUGGCCAGCGUUGGAGCUGCCAGUAUCCCCAGCGCCGGGCUGGUGACCAUGCUGCUGAUCCUGACCGCUGUCGGCCUGCCCACCCAAGACAUCAGUUUGCUGAUCGCUGUCGACUGGCUGCUUGACAGAAUGCGUACCUCCAUCAAUGUGGUGGGCGAUUCCUUUGGUGCCGGCAUCGUGGACCACUUGUCCAAGGCAGAACUCGCAGAACUGGAUGCAGCAGAAAUGCUGCCGCCGGAGGAGGAGCUGGAUUUCAUCCCUCCGCCGCCGAUCCUCGCAGAAAUGGACGUGGUCGACCCCCUGAAGCCUCCGCAGCUGCCGCCUCGAUCGCCUCGCCCACCUAAACUAAACCAUCACAGCCACGUUCUCUCCCAGUCCCCAUCCGCCACUUACUCACCUUCAUGUUCCAUCCGAUCCCCAUCGCCACACUCCGUUCGUUCUCCCUCCCCCCGAUCCGUCUGCUCCCAUUCCCCUCGGCCUUUCCGUACUCAUUCCCCGCGCCUCCUCCGCAGGACGGAGCCGGGCUACUCCGCCCUGCCUAGCCACGACAAUCAGAUUUCCACGUUACCACGCGCCUACAGGGAGCGGGACAGGGGCCGCGACAGGAUCCGGGAACGGGACCGGGACCGGGACCGGGAGCGGGACCGGGACCGGGACCGGGAGCGGGACCGGGACAGGGAGCGGGAGCGACUGAGACCGGAAAGCGAAACAGAGGAGGAGGAAGACAGAGAGCGAGUUCUGGGCGAAGUGAGCGACGGAGAGGAGAGUGACGACACGGCUUACGAUCGGCGGUGCGCCAUCUCACCGUGCGACUUACCGUGACGCCACUUUAUGCUGUUCAUCUCGGUUUAUGACACAGUUUUACAAUUUAGGCUUUAUGAUUCAGAAAAAUCCAUCAGAGUGGGCGAAUAUUAACGCAUAAUUUAAAAUGUGUCUAUCCUAAAUAUUGCAAUGAUGGGGGGGCGGGACUUCCUAAAAUGUGCCAGAGAGAAAAUAGUCUCUGCUGUUAAUUAUAGGGUUAUUUUCCUUUUUAACGUCUAAACAUAACGGGGGGGGGGGGCUCUUAGACCCGUGCUCCAUCACGCCUGAAUCAAACGGCUAAAGUGUGUCUGCAGUUCUGCUCAUGACUUCAUUAUUCCAUCCAGGUGUCCUAAAACCAAUAAACGGCUAAAAGCUUUGGGACUUUGGUCCUUAAAGAUUUCACACCUGUGACCCAGAAGAAUAAUUUCACAUUUUGACGUUUCACCUUCCAGAUGCGAUAAUAUCUAUUCCAGUUCUAACUUUACGGCCUGGUUCUGUUCAAAGGAAACAACGUCAACGGCAUCACGGUACCAAGGCCAAACAAUAACAGUCAUCAAACAACAUCUUGAAUUUAUCCAAUUAAUUGUUUGUUUGCUAAGAUUGCCUUUAGUUUUAUAAAAUGUCGCAUCGCAUCGCCUCUCAGGUAAAGUGCCGUCUGCACCUUACCUGAGAGGCGGUGCUGUGUUACUAGGUGUUACAAUCCUCCAAUCAUUCAUUGUGGACAUUGUGGUUGCUCAGUUAUUACUCAGCAUCCUGAUUUCAGGUCAAUCAAUAAAAUAAUUUUGAUAGUUUUUAAAAAGCAAAUCUUAAUUGUCAUGCACUGUUCUUUCCAUAUUGUAGGUCUGUGAUUACCGGUGGUUACCAGCACAAAGACAAGCUAAUUAUUUAUACCAGUAAUCAACACGCAGAUUUAAAGCUAUAAAAUACUUUUUGUCAGACACAAAAAAUGUCCAUAAUAUACAAAAACUAUGACAACAAGACACAAUAAAAGUAUGGAUGUUCAUCUGUAGCCACAUAAACUAAGGCAUCUGUUAUUCCCUAUAGAUUUAGCAUUAAAUACUUUGAAUACACAACAACAAAAAUAAAACACCUGCAGGAUGUUUGUUAAUGUUUUUACCUUCAGACAGGACCAGACUAACUUCAGGAUCACCAUGAAGUCUGAAGAAAUAUGGAGUUUUAUGAUGUUUUUCUGAUAAAAGUAUAGAAAUAUGUUUUUUUUCAGACUUUAUUUCUUCUCAUUGUCUAAAAGUUCUUUCCAUCAAUCCCUUCUUAUUUGCAUAACUCUUCAUUUUUCCCUCUUCACGUCGUUCUUUUAUUUUUGCAGUUUGCUUCCUUCCUUCCUUCCUUCCUUCCUUCCUUCCUUCCUUCCUUCCUUCCUUCCUUCCUUCCUUCCUUCCUUCCUUCCUUCAGUUAUUUAUGUUUUAAAUGAUUUGAACUCUGAAAAUCUGGGAAGCAUGCAAUCUUUACAUGCCUUUUGUUUUUAGCUGAUGUUUAAUGUUAUUUAUUACAUUAAUUAAAACACUCAUUAUAAAUAUGUAUCAGACAGUUUAUUUAAAUUCAUGAGAACAAUACCAGUUUGUUAUAAAUGUAAAUUUAAAAGCAUGACACAGCUUGUAUCCAGCAGACGGUAUUUUUUUUACACUUCUUUACCUUCUGGAAACUCUCCUGGGACGCCCUCUUCUUCGUCCACAUUGUGUGAGGUUUAUUUAUAUAUAUUUUUAUUUUAUUUGUGUGGUAUGGUGUGUGAAAUGAUGAAUAAUAGGCAAGGUGCUGUUUUAUUGUUGUAGUGUGUUUAAAUUUAUCAGUAUUUUGCUCUGCUUUUGUCACUUUAACUUCUAAUUUCUGUAAAAUGGCCUAGCUUAUCUCCACUGUUUGCUGGAUUUCCUUCCAUUUUUUGACCGCUAUCCUAAAUCCCAGAGUCCUAAAUCAGAUUCACUUGCCAGGUUCAGUGUAUCCUGUAAUAAAAACCGUGUAGAUUUAUUUAAAGUAA